Molecule: messenger RNA, 1026 nt
Organism: Panicum hallii
Lineage: Eukaryota; Viridiplantae; Streptophyta; Magnoliopsida; Poales; Poaceae
Exons: 2
Coding region: 111-785 (224 amino acids)
Molecular function (GO): hydrolase activity
Source: RefSeq, a predicted model, not a curated record
GAAGGGAGACGAACCACCGGGAGUGCGACCCGACCCGCGGACAGAUCAAAUCGAGACAGGCAGGGCAGGGAGCUUGCUGAGAGCUAACCGAGGUGGACUGGGCGAGCGAGAUGGAGUGGACGACGGUGGAGACGGGGGACGGCGCGAAGCUGAGCGUGCGGGUCUUCAAGCCCCCCGCGUCCGGGGAGGAGCCCGAGGCGGCGGGGGACGUGGCCGUGGUGAUGGUGCACCCCUACACCAUCCUCGGCGGCGUGCAGGGCCUGCUGCGGGGGAUGGCGGAGGGCGUCGCGCGGCGGGGGUACACCGCCGUCACCUUCGACAUGCGCGGGGCAGGGCGGUCCACGGGGCGGGCCUCGCUCACGGGCUCCACCGAGGUCGGGGACGUCGCCGCCGUCUGCCGGUGGGUCGCCGAGAACAUCAAGCCGCGCGGCAUCCUCCUCGUCGGAUCCUCCGCUGGGGCACCAAUUGCAGGUUCUGCAGUUGAUAAGGUUGAUGAGGUGAUUGGUUAUGUUAGUAUCGGGUACCCAUUUGGUCUUAUGGCCUCAGUUCUAUUCGGCAGGCAUCAUGAUGCUAUACUUAAGUCUCAAAAACCAAAGCUAUUCAUCAUGGGAACCAAAGACGGCUUCACAAGUGUCAAACAGUUGCAAAACAAGCUCAAAUCUGCAGCUGGACGGGUUGAUACACACUUGAUUGAAGGAGCUGGGCACUUCCAAAUGGAGGGGCCUGCUUUCGAUGCCCAGAUGGUAGAUCUUAUUGUUAAAUUCAUUAAUUCCUUGCCAAAAUAGAAUUUACUGUGAUUGUAUGAGAGUUUUCAAAUUGUAGUGAUGAGCAGAGCAUGGUAUUUGGUUAGUGCCAUCAUGGUGUAUAUUUUUUUAUGUUGCACAUGUGCACUAUCUGUUGUUUCUGAAAUUGUGUACAGUUGUACACCGUGUGUUGUAUUCUAAUGUAAUCUGUUUUUUAUUUAAAACCGAUGUAAUCUUGACUUUGCAAUUUAGGCGUUAUACAAAAAUCUCAUCUUCAUCAUGA